Molecule: messenger RNA, 3065 nt
Organism: Neurospora crassa OR74A
Lineage: Eukaryota; Fungi; Ascomycota; Sordariomycetes; Sordariales; Sordariaceae
Product: SWIRM domain-containing protein FUN19
Exons: 1
Coding region: 939-2153 (404 amino acids)
Biological process (GO): regulation of transcription by RNA polymerase II; chromatin remodeling
Cellular component (GO): SAGA-type complex; nucleus
Molecular function (GO): transcription coactivator activity; protein binding; chromatin binding
Source: RefSeq, a predicted model, not a curated record
CAAGCCUUCCCCUCUCGGGUUCCAGCUGCUUCGAUUCUAUUGACGGACGGGAUCUCAUCAAGGUUACCUUCCAUCCCGUUACUAAUACAAAGUGUCCCUACCAACCCCUAGCAGCGGGGCGCUAGACUAGGGCUGCACGGUGCAUCGUUAAAACGCAGCGCAGCCCGAACUUUGACUGGACCUCAACUGUCAUCUCAGCACCAGACCAAGUCCCGGCCGCUGGAAUCUCAAACCACUACUCCACACUUGCUACCGGGGCCCAGAAUAGAGACGUUCCUAUUGUUCCACUUCGAUACCCUCAACCACCCCCCCGCGCCAACCCGAAUGGCAACGACUGGUGGCAAGCAUCUCGAACAAUAAGGAAGACAUCGCACAAUACCCAGACGCAGUAUCAUGUAGUGUUGGCUCGCAUUGUGUAGCACUCGUCGAAUUGACAACAAAACGCAGGCCUUAUCCGGCCAUUCAACGCUAUUCAAACACAGACGAACAAUAAUUGCCCAAACAACAAUCGCACAAAGCACUGGCUGCCUGACGUUGCCCGACUGUUCUUAAACGCCUCUUGAUCACCAGGAACACUGUCGGCUUCUUCCUCUUCUACAACUUUUUCCGGACGGCUGUCAUCUUCGCGACCGAUUGGAACCGUCAAGGAUCUUCCCAGUCCACCAGUCACUGCCAUUGAAGCUCAUGCCAGGCACCAGCUCGACUCAUAAACCCUAUCGGUCCUUGAUCUUCGUCACCCAUUGACGCUAUCAACCCAUCGUUCGCCACCCAUCCGAAGAACACCACCAUACAAAAUCCACGAACCAGUCUUUUCAUACAUCUCCCAUCAACCGUCGAUAUCCGCCCGAGACGUUUUCAAGUACUACGCUCCUUCCCAAGUCAGCAGGACGAACAUUUCAUCCCUCAGCAUCUCACAAAGGGCAAUAAACCUUGCCAUAAUGUCUGGCAAGAACGACAAAGUCCUACAGCCAGCAUUGUUCCCAAUGGAUUACACUAUGAUGCCAAUGUCAUCCACUUCGACUUCUUCCAAGCCCAAGCGGCCGUUUGACAUCAGCAACCUCAUGUCUCCUCCUGGUCCAGCUCCUUACGAGACAUUCAACCUUCGCGACGCCGCAAUGCCACCCUCAAAGCCCAUGUCCGCUGCAAGCAGGCAGCUGGGACCGAACCCGCCCAUUUCUCCUCCCAUCUCCCCCUAUACUAGGGCGAGAAACUCGAUUACAACGGACCCUCGCCUUUCCAUUUCGGACAACGACCCGAUCCUAUAUCCUGCUCCCGAAUCCGCUGCCAGCCCUCCUUCUGAGCCGCUCUUCGUCCCUUCGGUUCCUUCAGCCGAGCCGCUCGAUGACUUGGUCAACAAUCACAUUGCUUCUCGACCCCAGAGCAUUGUACGCGCCACAUCGCCCCCUAAGCCGGAGGAGUACGAGCUGGUGCUCUUUUUCAAGUCGGAGUGCCUGAAGAUGUGGCAGAAGGAUCCUCGGGACUGGCUUCGCAAGGAGCGCCAGUAUCUGCGAGCUGACAAGAAGAACCACACGAAAGCACGGCCCAUGGUUAACAGGCUUCCAACAAUUUUGCCCGCCGCUCAACCUCCGGCUCCGGCUCCGGCUCCGAGACCUCAGGUGGCGAGAACCAGCAGCAUUGGCCGCAUUCAGAAGCCCAGAGUCACCAAGGCACCGGCCCAAAACCCUCGACCGAUUCGGGCAACCCCUACGCACUCUCGACAGACGGCACGUGUUAGCGCCACACCUGAACCUAGGGUGCGAACAGUGGCACCGAACAGGGAGGACAAGGAUUUCGACGCUCUUCCCGACUACACACCCAGCAUUUUGACGCUACCCAACACACCCGGCUGUCUCAAGGUCGACUGGAAGGGUAAUGCGCUUGACUUGAGCAAAGAUCCCAAUAGGGCCCUUCUCCAUGAUGAGGAGCUCAGCCUUGCCGCCGCCCUUCGCCUGGAUUGUGCGACCUAUCUCACGAGUAAGAGGCGUAUCUUCAUGAGACGCAUUGAGUGUGCCAAGAUUGGCAAGGAGUUUCGCAAGACAGACGCUCAGCAAGCGUGCAAGAUCGAUGUGAACAAGGCAUCGAAGCUGUGGACGGCGUACGAACGGGUUGGCUGGCUUGACCCUAAGCACAUUGAGAGGUUUCUGUAUAACUGAGAGCCUCCAGUCCUGGAUGCAAUGGUUCUGUCUAAUCGGGUUGUCUUUCAUAACUUGCCAUUUCCACGGUUGCUCAUUUUGGCAUUUACCUGGCGCAUGGUGCACCCCACUCACUGGUUUGUUUGGUGAAACGGCUGGCUAGAUUGAUGACUUGGUUCGGGAUUUUACCCCCUUUUCAUGGCCCUGGAUAUACCCCCGGAGUUUGGCUUGUGGAAUCACUCUACUUUCUUGCACUAGUUAUUGCUUUUCUCUCUCCUUUUUUUUCUUUUUAAAUUGCUCCUGAUCACAUAACGAACACUCUUGCAUUUUCACGGCUGGUACUUAACGAUCAUUAUCGAUUGGGUCGGUUGGUUUGGUCAAUAGGCUCUGGCUUUGGUUUUUCCUCCCUGGCUCACUCGUAUUACGACAUCUUUUUUUUUUCUUGCUUUGUCUGGGACAGCCUGACCCCUUUCGCUUCAGAAUUUUGUUCACAGGAUUUUCUUCAAGGAAUCGGUCAAUUAUGGAAAGGGAGAAAGGAAGGAUCUCUGUUACUUACUCUUUUGCAUGUCACCGGAGAUGGACAACAUAGCACAAUAUGGAGGGAUUGGAGGGAGGAGGAAGACUGCUAACGGUUUUAACGACAUUAUACCCCCUUUUCUUUGUUCCAUAUGAUUUGCUUUUACUUGGCCUAGCACAUGGGUAGAAGCUGUGCCAUCCACUUUGUUUUUAUGAGUGAACGGUUUAUACGUUGAUGAUGGAGGGCGCGAAAGUACAGCGCGAUAUCACAACGUGGGAAUGUAGCUAUUGAACAGCGUUUUAUGACGGAAUGAAUGAGAUCAAAUCAGCAGACGCAAUUCACCUCGUGAAGAUUUGCUUUAUUGAUGGUUAACAUGUGCUUUCAUUUGAACAUCAAAAAUCAAUUCGACUUGUAAG